Molecule: messenger RNA, 1314 nt
Organism: Nothoprocta perdicaria
Lineage: Eukaryota; Metazoa; Chordata; Aves; Tinamiformes; Tinamidae
Gene: COLGALT1
Product: collagen beta(1-O)galactosyltransferase 1
Exons: 9
Coding region: 1-1314 (437 amino acids)
Molecular function (GO): procollagen galactosyltransferase activity
Source: RefSeq, a predicted model, not a curated record
AUGGCGCUGCGGGAACGCUUGGAGGUGCCCACGGUGCCGGUGUCACCCGGGCUCUUUCUGCUGGCGGCCGCGGCCCGCGGCUACUUCCCCGAGGAGCGCUGGAGCCCCGAGUCGGCGCUGCGGGCGCCGCGCGUGGCGCUCGCGCUGCUGGCCCGCAACGCGCAGCACUCGCUGCCCGCCGCGCUGGGCGCGCUCGAGCGCCUGCGGCACCCCAAGGAGCGCACGGCGCUCUGGGUGGCCACGGACCACAACGCGGACAACACGACGGCCGUGCUGCGCGAGUGGCUGACGCGCGUGCAGGGCCUCUACCACCGCGUGGAGUGGCGGCCGCAGCUCGAGCCCCGGGCCUACCCGGGCGAGGAGGGCCCCAAGCACUGGCCGAGCGCGCGCUACGAGCACCUCAUGCGGCUGCGGCAGGCAGCGCUCGAGGCCGCGCGUGACAUGUGGGCCGACUACCUGCUGUCGCAGAGGAAGAGGUGCGGAGGUGACAGUCGCAGGGCAACAGGCGCGGAGGUGACGGUCCCAGAGGAGCUGUCGUGUUGCCGGGCGAACGGGGCCGUUCCUCCCGGAACGGGGCCGUUCCUCCCUGCGUUUCCCGGUCGUCCCCGCGCGCUCCCGCUCGCCGCGGCGGGCGGAGGCGCCGGGCUCGCGUCCGCGGCGCUUCCCGAAAGCUGGAACGCCAGCGCCUUUCCCUGCCGCGCGCCCGCAGUGAAGAACCCGCCGGCGGAGCCGUCGCGCUUCCUGCCCGCGCCGCCCAAGCGCCCGGACAAGAUGGGCUUCGACGAGGUCUUCAUGAUCAACCUGCGGCGGCGCGCGGAGCGGCGCGAGCGCAUGCUGCGGACGCUGCGCGAGCAGGAGAUCCAGUGCAAGGUGGUGGACGCCGUGGACGGCAGGGCCAUGAACAGCAGCCAGGUGGAAGCCCUGGGCAUCCGGAUGCUGCCCGGCUACAAGGACCCCUACCACGGGCGCCCGCUCACCAAGGGCGAGCUCGGCUGCUUCCUCAGCCACUACCGCGUCUGGCAGGAGGUUGUGCAGAGGGGGCUGCGCAAGUCGGUGGUGUUCGAGGACGACCUGCGCUUCGAGAUCUUCUUCAAGCGGCGCCUCUACGUGGGCAGGAAGCGGAUGCAAGUGGAGCAGCCGGAGAAGCCGGUGCCGCGCGUGCGGAACCUCGUGGUGGCCGAUUACUCCUACUGGACCCUGGCCUACGUCAUCUCGCUGCAGGGCGCGCGCAAGCUGCUGGCGGCCGAGCCGCUCGCCAAGAUGCUGCCCGUGGACGAGUUCCUGCCCGUCAUGUUCGACAAGCACCCCGUGUGA